AUGAGUUAUGUAAUUGCCAAUCCUGAAAAAUCAUCCCAAAUUUUUGAGGAAAAAGGUGUUGAUAAAACUGAUGUUAAGUUUAACGAUCCUGAUAAGGAGUACGAGAUUCUAGAUGAUGGAGAGUACAGCAACACAGAUACUUUUUCUAACUGCCCAGAAACUUCUACCACUAAUACGACCGAAAAUGAUAAUCACGAAACACAUGACUUUUGCCUUGAUGAAUUUGCAAUGAAUUAUGCAAAGGAAUAUGCAACUUCAAUGGUUACCGAUUUUGAGAAAGAAGAAGUACAUGUGGAUUGGUUUGGAUCUGACAUUGAUAUACAAUCAGAGUUAAAUGGUAAUGGUGGAAAUAUGGAAAAUCAAUGUGUAAUCAUUGACAUUGUUGAUGAAACUGAUACUAUUGCUCAACAAAAGAAAAAGCAAGAGAAAAAAAUAAAAGUUAAUUCUACUGAUUCAAUUACACAUUUAAGAAAACGGCAAAAGUUUCAGGAAAUUGAAAUGGUAAAUGAGCAGUGUCAUGGAAAUAUGCAAGAAU
This is a messenger RNA of Funneliformis geosporum, 535 nucleotides long. NCBI's taxonomy places the organism in Eukaryota, Fungi, Glomeromycota, Glomeromycetes, Glomerales, Glomeraceae. The record is from the annotation of a GenBank genome assembly.